UACUACUAAAAAUUUACAACCGUAAUAAAAUGUGAAUUUGGCAUUGUUGAAAAAAAUUAAGAAUGUUAAAUUGAUUGAAAGUGCUAAAAAUUUCAUUUCUAACAGAAUUAAUUUAUAAUUAUUAUUAUUUUUACAUUAGGUAAAAAAAUAAAUAAAAAAAAAACCUUUUCAAUUUUCAUUGCUUUUGUCAUUCUUAUCUACUGUAAGUGCAUUUAAACUACUGAUCGGCUAAAGUUUCUGAUACAUAUAGGCAAAAAGAAGACAUCGAAGAGUCGAUUUUGUAAUUUUAACAAAAAAAAUUAUUGUUAGUAAUUUCAUUUGAACAUACGUCGAGCCAGACCAUGCUCACGUCUGCUGUAAGGGGAAUUGUUCGUCGCUCAUUUUCUACAUCAAAAUGGGUUGCUACACAACAGAUGACCGUAAGAGAUGCAUUAAAUACGGCGUUGGAUGACGAAAUGGAACGCGAUGAACGAGUCUUUUUAAUGGGUGAAGAAGUAGCUCUUUACGAUGGAGCCUAUAAAGUAUCACGAGGUCUUUGGAAAAAAUAUGGCGAUAAACGAGUUAUUGAUACCCCAAUUACUGAAGCAGGAUUUGGUGGUCUUGCUGUUGGAGCUGCUAUGGCUGGACUACGACCAGUUUGUGAAUUUAUGACAUUCAAUUUCGCGAUGCAAGCAAUUGAUCAAAUAAUUAAUUCAGCAGCCAAAACAUUUUACAUGUCAGCAGGAAGAGUAAAUGUACCAAUUGUGUUCCGAGGUCCUAAUGGAGCUGCUGCUGGAGUUGGAGCCCAACAUUCACAGUGUUUCGGUGCUUGGUAUGCACAUUGUCCAGGAUUAAAAGUUAUUUCUCCUUACAGUAGUGAAGAUUGUAGAGGUCUGCUCAAAGCUGCUAUUCGUGAUCCUGAUCCUGUUGUAUUUUUGGAAAACGAAAUUCUUUAUGGUGUUCAAUUUCCAAUGGCUGAUGAAGCUCUUUCAAAAGACUUCGUUAUACCAAUUGGAAAAGCAAAAAUAGAACGUGCUGGAAAUCAUGUUACUCUUGUGGCACAUUCCAAAGCCGUUGAACUUGCCUUAGAGGCUGCUAUUCAGCUUGCUGGUAAAGGAAUAGAAGCAGAAGUUAUUAAUCUACGAUCUUUAAGGCCUUUAGACACUGAAACUAUUCUUAAAUCUGCUGCUAAGACUCAUCAUGUUAUUACAGUAGAACAAGGAUGGCCGUCAUGCGGUAUAGGAGCUGAAAUUUGUGCUAGAAUUAUGGAAAGUGAAACUUUCUAUCAUCUCGAUUCACCUGUAAUUCGAGUAACUGGUGCUGAUGUUCCCAUGCCAUAUACCAAAUCGUUAGAAGCGUUGGCUUUACCACAGCCACAGGAUAUUAUUCUUGCAGUAAAUAAAGUUCUAGGAGUAUCACAGUAGCAAAAUUAUAAAAUGAUUAAAGUAUAAAUAAAUUUCUUCAUAUCAAUUUAGUGCUUUUUGAAGAAAGUUACUUACCAACACUGAAGUUAAGAAAAACAAUAGUUGAUUAAAAUUUAUUUUCAGUUAUUUUCGUUCAAUAUCCGGUAUUUAUCUUUCUUUGAAAGUAUUACCAAUGGUUGAUAUUAUACCAAAUAAAAACAGUUAAAUUAUUUUAAAAAAAUAUAAAUAAUGUAAUGUGAAUAUGUGAAUACAAUUUGUGGCGUUUUUACAUGAUGAAAUUAUGUUACUUGUUAUUAAUUAUUUAUAACGAAAAGUGAAAAUAAUAAACAAUGAAUUGUAA
Messenger RNA from Chelonus insularis, 1743 nucleotides. RefSeq names its product Pyruvate dehydrogenase E1 beta subunit (gene Pdhb). Gene Ontology annotation, biological process: pyruvate decarboxylation to acetyl-CoA. The record is from RefSeq and is a predicted model, not a curated record. Lineage: Eukaryota; Metazoa; Arthropoda; Insecta; Hymenoptera; Braconidae. The transcript is spliced from 5 exons. The coding region runs from base 342 to 1403 and encodes 353 amino acids. Gene Ontology annotation, molecular function: pyruvate dehydrogenase (acetyl-transferring) activity.